AUGAUUGAGACAAACAAUUUGACAGAAGGUGAAAUACAGAUGAAAACUUAUCAAGAACUGGCAUGUUCCCCGUUGUUUACUGGUGGAUUACAACAACAAUUGUUUCAUCUCGCAGUAGUAAAUAUGAUCUUCUCUCUCACAGCAUUUUUUGGUAAUUCUCUAAUCCUUGUUGCCCUUCACAAAGAAUCCUCUCUUCAUCCGCCAUCCAAACUCUUGUACCGUUGUCUGGCAACAACUGAUCUGUUGGUAGGAAUUAUUACCCAGCCUCUCUAUGCUAUUUAUCGGAUGUCCAUGGUUUAUGAACAUUGGAAUCUUUGUCGAUACACAAGGGGCGCCAGCUAUUUAACAAGCUAUACAUUAUGUGGGGUAUCUGUGUUGACAAUGACGGCCAUUAGUGUGGACAGACUUCUCGCCCUGUUGCUGGGGCUUAAAUAUCAACAGAUUGUGACUUUGAAACGCACAUAUAUUUCUUUAGCUGUCGUUUGGGUUUUAUCUAGUGCCGCUGCCUUAUGCUACAUUUUAGAUUACCGUAUAACCUUAUGGUAUGGAUAUUUCUUGGUUCCAUCUUGUCUGGUGAUCUUAAUUGGCUCGUACACAAAGAUUUUUCGCACCCUCAGCCAUCAUCAGGCACAACUACAAGAUCGUGUUCAACAACAGGAGAGCCAACCAAAUACACUUAACAUUUCGCGAUACAGAAAGGCGGUGAACAGUGCACUAUGGGUGGUUUCAGCUUCAGUUGUUUGUUAUGCUCCGUAUAUCAUACUUGAAAUUGUGACGGCUCGUAAGAAAAUAUUUUCAUCAGAUCUAAUCAACACCAGAGGAAUAGCAAUAACCUUACUUUACUUCAAUUCAACGUUAAAUCCAUUUCUUUACUGCUGGAAGAUUAGUGAAGUGAGACAAGCAGUAAAGCAGACAAUUAGACAAACGCUUUGCUGUCCAUGGAGUUAGAACCCUUUUGAAUU
Stylophora pistillata is the source of this 962-nucleotide messenger RNA. Its product is annotated as melanocyte-stimulating hormone receptor-like. The record is from RefSeq and is a predicted model, not a curated record. Lineage: Eukaryota; Metazoa; Cnidaria; Anthozoa; Scleractinia; Pocilloporidae.